This is a messenger RNA of Solenopsis invicta (red fire ant), 3659 nucleotides long. RefSeq lists its product as uncharacterized. Gene Ontology annotation, molecular function: SNAP receptor activity. Gene Ontology annotation, cellular component: Golgi membrane; SNARE complex; cis-Golgi network. The coding region runs from base 408 to 3455 and encodes 1015 amino acids. The transcript has 4 exons. Gene Ontology annotation, biological process: endoplasmic reticulum to Golgi vesicle-mediated transport; vesicle fusion. The record is from RefSeq and is a predicted model, not a curated record. Lineage: Eukaryota; Metazoa; Arthropoda; Insecta; Hymenoptera; Formicidae.
GCUACGCAGUGGCAGCAAUCGGUCGGUUAGGUUAGGUUAGGUUAGGAAGGAAGAUCGCGGCAUGUCGCGGUGUAUUCGAAGUCUAACCUGUACAUACGUUGGCAUUGUAGUAUACAGUAGUAUAUAUCCACGUUGUAGAGACGGCGUCGUAUCAGCUAAAUCGUGGGCAUGGUCAGGUUUUUCUCUGGAGUAUCUGGUUUUGCACGGCAACUGUGAACAUGAACGCGUGUGAUUCGCGAUAAAUGGCUGGCUCGCUAGGCACAGUCGACUGAAAAGAUUUCAAAAAGCAGGCAAAACGUCAAGAAAAUGAAAUCAAUGCAAAACUAGUAGCGUUCAGCAAGUUGGGUAUAAACAUAGGCACGAGGUAUGUCAGCACAGAAGAGAUUUCUCUCCUGAAUAAGGAGCAAAUGUUUGAGAACAUAGCGUUGGAUAUUGAAACAUUGCUCUCCAAGUUGUUCUGCAUAAACAAGGGGAUGAGUGAAUUGCAGUCAAACGGAGCAGCUAUACUGCACACGAUGCAGUACCACAAAGAAAUACUGAAAGACUACAAACUGGAAUUCAAUAACAUUAGAAAUAACUUUAUAGCCAGGAAAGAUUGCGAGAAUCUGGUAGGCAGCGUCCAUAAGGAAAUAGGAAGAGAUGCUAGAACUACCCCAUCCAAACGAAGUAGUCGUUCAAGGAGUUCAGCCAAGGAAAGUCCUGAAACUGGUCCUAGCUCUAGAAAACGGAGACGUUCUGUUAUAGACAAAGGUGACGUAGUAUCAAAGAGGCUGCACAAUGAAGAGGCUAAAUUUGCUAAAAGUGUUGCUGGUAGAGAAGGGACACCUAGGUUUAAUCGAUUCUUAAAUUUCUUAAUUAAAGAAGAAGGAAAAAAAUGUGUAGAGGUUCUGAAAAGAGAAGGAGUAAAUUUAACUAAUAUGUCCAGUAUUUUAAGUAGAGCAGGAUCUAAUGCUCCUCAGGCUUUUAAAGACUUAUAUAACCUUUGGUUUGAUGCAGAAGGAAAUAAAACUGAAUAUUUAAAAAUUCUAGAAAAAGAAGGAGUAAAUCUAUCUAAUAUGUCCAGUGUUUUGAGUAGAGCAGGAGCCAAUGCCGAAAAAGCUUUUAAAGACUUAUAUGACCUUUGGUUUGAUGCAGAAGGAAAUAAAACUCCAUAUUUAAAAACUUUAGAAACAGAGGGAAUAAGUCUAACUAAUAUAUCCAGUAUUUUGCAUGGAGUAGGAGCUAAGGCUAAAGUUGCUUUUAUAGAAUUAUAUAAUCUUUGGUUUGAUGCAGAAGGAAAUAAAACGAAAUAUUUAAAAACUCUAGAAAAAAAAGGGAUAAAUCUAGCUAAUGUGUCUAGUAUGUUAAGUGGAGCAGGAGCUAAGGCUGUAAAAGCUUUUAAAGACUUAUAUGAUCUUUGGUUUGAUGCAGAAGGAAAUAAAACACAAUAUUUGAGAACUCUAGAAACAGAAGGAAUAAAUCUACCUAAUAUAUCCGGUAUUUUAGGUGGGGCAGGAGCUAAGGCUGCAAAAACUUUUAAAGACUUAUAUGAUCUUUGGUUUGAUGUAGAAGAAAAUAAAACAAAAUAUUUAAAAACUUUCGAAACAGAAGGAAUAAAUUUAGCUAAUAUAUCCAGUAUUUUAGGUAGAGCAGGAGCUAACGCCACAAAAGCUUUUAAAGACUUAUAUGACCUUUGGUUUGAUGAGCAAGGAAAUAAAACACAAUAUUUAAAAACUCUAAAAACAGAAGAGAUAAGUCUAGCUAAUAUGUCCAGUGCUUUGAGUGGAGCAGGAGCUAAGGCUGCAAAAGCUUUUAAAGACUUAUAUGAUCUUUGGUUUGAUGCAGAAAGAAAUAAAACAAAAUAUUUAAAAAUUCUAGAAAAAGAAGAGAUAAGUCCAGCUAAUAUGUCUAGUAUUUUAAGCGGAGCAGGAGCUAAUGCCACAAAAGCUUUUAAAGACUUAUAUGACCUUUGGUUUGAUGAGCAAGGAAAUAAAACACAAUACUUAAAAACUCUAGAAAAAGAAGAGAUAAGUUUAGCUAACGUGUCCAGUAUUUUAAAUGGAGCAGGAGCUAAUGCCACAAAAGCUUUUAAAGACUUAUAUGAUCUUUGGUUUGAUGCAGAAGGAGAGAAAAUACAAUAUUUCAAUAUUCUAAAAAAAGAAGGAAUAAGUCCAGCUAAUAUGUCUAGUAUUUUAAGCGGAGCAGGAGCUAAUGCCACAAAAGCUUUUAAAGACUUAUAUGACCUUUGGUUUGACGCAGAAGGAAAGAAAAUACAAUAUUUAAAAAAUCUAAAAGAAGAAGGAAUAAGUCUAGCUAAUAUGUCCAGUAUUUUAAGUGGGGCAGGAGCUAAGGCUGCAAAAACUUUUAAAGACUUAUAUGAUCUUUGGUUUGAUGCCAAAGGAAAUAAAACGAAAUAUUUACAAACGCUAGAAAAAGAAGAAAUAAAUCUGACUAAUAUAUCUAGUAUUUUACAUGGAGCAGGAGCUAAAGCUGUAAAAGCUUUUAAAAACCUAUAUAGUACAUUUUUUGAUGAGCAAGGAAAUAAAAAACAGCAUUUAAAGCAUUUUGUUAAGAAAAAAGGUUUUACAAUACAUAACUUGUCAAGUAUAUUAAGUGGAUCAGGAGCUAAUGCUCGAUAUGCUUUUGAAAAGUUGUACAGGGUCUGUUUUAAUGACAAAGGAAAAAGAACAAAACUUUUAAACGAUUUCUAUAAAGCAGGUUUUGAGCCAGGUAACUUAUCUUGUAUGUUAUGUGGAGCAGGAGUUCAUGCUUCUUCUAUUUUAAAAAGAUUGCAUAGUGUUUGUUUUGAUGACGAAGGAGAAAGAACAGAGCUUUUAAAUAACUUCUUUAAUGCAGGUUUUAGGUCAGGUGAUUUAUGCAAUAUAUUAAGUGGGGUAGCAGGUAGUCUAGAAGAAUUCCACGAUUUUUGUUUUAUAAGAGAAACAAAAAAAUAUUUGUACCAUUUCUUAGAUGAGAAAGAAAGUUUCACGCCGAGUAAUUUAUGUAAUAUAUUACAUGGAGCAAGAGCUAAUAUUUAUUCUGCUUUAAGAGAUUUUCAUAAUGUUUGUUUUGAUGAGGCAGGAAAUAAAACACAGCUUUUAGAUGAUUUCUAUAGGGCAGGUUUUACAACAAGUAAUUUAUCCAAAAUAUUAUCCAUGGCAGGAAAUAAUGCCUCUUCUAUUUUCGUAAAUUUUUAUAAAUCUUGUUUUAAUAAAAAAAAUUAUUUAAAUCACUUUUUAGCCGAGAAAGAACUCUUUACACCAAAAAAUUUAUCCAAGAUAUUAGAUAGAGUGGGACUUAAUAUUUGUUCUACUUUUGAAAAACUGCAUAAUCUUUGUUUUGAUAAAGAAGGAAACAAAACAAAGUAUUUAAAUGAUCUCAUCAAAAGUAACUCGACGAAUAAAAUACUUAAAAUAUUAUAUAAAAAAGUUAAAAAAGCUCCCUUUACCUUUUUAGAUAGUACAUCACUACAAUAACAGAAUGUUAGCGGGAUAGAGAAAACAAAAUAAGAAAAUACAGAUCAUCUUACAUAGUAGACCAUUUCAUUCCCAACGAAUUAUUCUCAUCACCUUUGUUUUGAGCGCUAGAAAUAAAUGAUUGUAUUAUUCAGAUUAUUUUUAUAUAUAAUAAUAAAAAAUUAAUGUUAAAUUAUUUAAGAAUAAAGCCCACGAUUUAGUCGA